This is a messenger RNA of Toxoplasma gondii ME49, 2271 nucleotides long. Its product is annotated as phosphomannose isomerase type I protein. Lineage: Eukaryota; Apicomplexa; Conoidasida; Eucoccidiorida; Sarcocystidae. Gene Ontology annotation, molecular function: zinc ion binding; mannose-6-phosphate isomerase activity. The transcript has 4 exons. Gene Ontology annotation, biological process: carbohydrate metabolic process; GDP-mannose biosynthetic process. Bases 1 to 2271 code for a protein of 756 amino acids. Gene Ontology annotation, cellular component: cytosol. The record is from RefSeq and is a predicted model, not a curated record.
AUGGUGCGGUUGUCUCUUCCACCGUGGCCGUCCGUGUUUUCCUUCGCUUCGGCAGCGUUCCUUGGGCUGGGUACUCGCGUUUUCCGGAGCUCUUCCUUUCCCCCGAAUCCUGCGUUUGCCUUUUCCGCACAGCGCACCGGAUCGUUCCACGCCUUCAUGGUCUCUCAAGCGGCGGCGAAGAUGCAGAAUUCCUCCGAGUCGCGUUCCUCAAAUUCCACGCGCGACUCUCCGCAGACCAGCGAGCUGCUUCGCGCGUGCUGCUACACCGCACCGAUGGCAGUCCAGGUUUCCCCGUUCGUUCAGCACUACGAAUGGGGCAUGCCUGCUUCGGUUUCUCUAGUUGCCAAAUUCGCUGCGGUUGCGCGGAGACAGGAGAAAGCUGCGGCCGCUGGCGACGCUUGGGAUGCAAUUUUGAUGGAGAAAAACGUCCCAGAGGGUCUCCGACGUCGAGCGUCGACUCUGGAGUUUUCAGCGAUUCAGAGCGACACUCGGCCUUUCGCAGAACUCUGGAUGGGGGUGCACAGCAGCGGUCCGAACCGCGUAAUCGCCUGCUUCAACGACCCGGUCCUGGCGCAGAAAAGCGCAGAACUGGCUGCGUGGUCCUCCUCUCUGUCACACCCCACUUCCCCUCGACAAGCGCGAGACGAAGAGGGUGGAAACAUCGCAGAAGUGCCGUCGCGUCGCCCUCUGAAGAGACGCGACAGCAGCGAGUUCCGGUUAUCGUGUCUAAGUAGGUGGUUGGGAAAGAGUCAAGCACGAGAGUCAGAAGCGACGAACAACAGCAGCGCCCCAGAGCCCCCCCUCAGUCGCCGCCGGAGCUUGGCCGAGGCGUUUAUCGGCUGUCCGCUGCCGAUCUUCAUCGCGGCGAACCCCGACUUCAUGGGUGGGCAAAACAAACUCCCUUUCCUCUUCAAGGUUCUCUCCGUGAAAAAGCCGCUGAGCAUCCAGUCUCACCCUGACCGGCAGCUCGCUGAGAUUCUCCACCGGCAACACCCGCAACACUUUCCAGACACAAACCACAAGCCAGAGCUCGCGAUCGCCGUCGGACCCUUUGAGGCACUGUGUGGCUUCCGCGCCGUCGAGGAGAUCGUUCUAUUCAUCCUGCACACUCCGGAGCUAAAGCGGGUGUUGGGCGGAGACGAUUUCUUGCGCGAAGCCGGUGCGCUGGAGCUCCUCGAGAAACAAAAAUUCAGUCGCCAUUCUACUCUAAGGAGUGACAGCAGCGCACGCAAAGAAUUGUGCGAUGGGGACGUGCUAGCAGAUCCCCGUGGCACGCAAACCUCCGGAGACACCGCGGCGGGUGUACCUACACCUGGAGCGCGGCAGGAGGACCGCACCGCGCUUCUUAAAACGCUGUUUUCAAAAGUGAUGCAUUUGCCGCGAGAAACUGCCUCGGCUGCGCUCGAAGCGCUGGUCACGCGACUGCAGACCUCGGGAGAUCUUCCGUCUGGGACGUCGCUCUCAGACAGCGAACAGGAGGCUCUUCAGACAGCCAACAACGUGGCAGUUCGUCUACAUGCAGCCCAUGGACUUGACCCUGGAGUUUUUGCGGCGUUCUUUCUUAACUAUGCGAAACUCAAGAGCGGCGAUGCAAUUUUCAUCGGCCCAAACAUUCCGCACUGCUACUUGUCCGGCCACGCGCUGGAGUGCAUGGCGAACUCUGACAACGUGAUUCGCGGAGGUCUCACGCCGAAACACACGGACAUCGAUCUGCUGUGUUCUUCCCUCCGCUUCGACCAUCAAGGAAGUUACCUCCGCGUCCGUCCAGAGAUUCUUCCUGCCAGCGAACCGGCGUCGGAGUCCACAGAUGCUUCCAAUUCGGGUGGCCAGGGAGACAUCGCGGUGUACGACCCGCAUGUGGACGGACUUUCCGACUUCAAGGUGUACAAACUCCGCAUCAAGGCGGGUCAAAAACUCGACGACUGCGGCCGCCUCUUGGGCGGUGCUCCAGGCCUCGGACUCGUGCUGCACUGCCCCUUCAAGACUCUCCUAACCAUUCGCAGAGGACGGGAAAGAGUGUCUGUCCCUCUCCACUUUGGAGAAGUCGUCUUCAUCUCUGCCGGCUCUUCUCUCGUUCUCGAGACGGCACCAUCUGAGCAGUGUCUUGACAAGAACAUGGAGAGUGAGUUUCCCUCUCCGGCAGCUGAAUUUUCGGAGGUAGUCGAUUCCCAGAUUGACCAGUUAUUGCUUGAAGAGGAUCGAGACAGUUGUAUUUUGUACCUCGUCUCCUUCUCCAAUCGCACAGCAGCCGAAGCUAGGAACGAUCUGUAG